Molecule: messenger RNA, 522 nt
Organism: Eublepharis macularius
Lineage: Eukaryota; Metazoa; Chordata; Lepidosauria; Squamata; Eublepharidae
Gene: NDUFB3
Product: NADH:ubiquinone oxidoreductase subunit B3
Exons: 3
Coding region: 146-430 (94 amino acids)
Biological process (GO): mitochondrial respiratory chain complex I assembly; electron transport chain
Cellular component (GO): mitochondrion
Source: RefSeq, a predicted model, not a curated record
CCGGAAGGGGCCGCCCGUCCUUCCUCUGCCCGGGGGGAACCUCUCGGGCCGCGCUGCGGGUCUCGCCGGCGGAGAACGGGACGGACCGGCUUCCGCUUCCGGCUGUGCUCUGUUCCGGCGGAGGGCUCGUCGCUUGAGCAGAAGCAUGGGGCAUGGGCACGAGCAUGACAAAGUAGAGCUUCCUGACUAUAAACAGUGGAAGAUUGAGGGGACUCCUCUGCAGGACGUACAGGAGCGCUUGGCCCGGCGGGGGCUCAGGGAUCCCUGGCUUCGCAAUGAAGCCUGGCGGUACUCCGGGGGCUUUGCCAAGCCUACCACUUUUAUGCAAGUUAUCGGCAAAGGAUUCAAAUGGGGAUUUGUAGCCUUUGUGGUCGCUCUUGGGGUGGAGUAUGCCUUUUUCCCUCCAAAGAAAGAUGAGGGGCAUCACUGAAGAUUGGCACUUGGAUCUUUUUUUUCUCUUCUAACAUGAAUAGUGCGUUCUGACAUAGCGAGAUGCACAUUAAAGCUCUCAACAGACAUAAA